AUGGUGCUGACCUCUCGCCUCGUCCUUGCUAUCUCUCUUCUCACUCCGGCCACCUAUGCAGGCGUAUCGCCACUCGAUCCUCCUCUCAAUACCGGGGCCCUUGACGGCCAGGUCGAUGCAGAGAGGUAUAUAAAGAUCUGCCACGCCAAGUACGACCAAUGCCGUGACGAAAUGUCCCACGGGAACAGCAGCUAUGCAGCUGGAUGCAGAAGCCCGGAGAAUUGGAUAUAUGCCAGCGACUUCAGCGAGGCUACUCCAUUCCUCGAUCGGCCCGACAUCGUCGGUAUACAGACCCUCUACCGGUGGAAAGAGACGGAGAAUCCUCAAAACCGCUACGACUUUUCCGAGAUCCGCGAGAAUCUGGCCGCUGCGCGAUCCAAGGGCAAAAAGUUGUGGGUGCAGAUACAGGACCGAACCUUCUACGUCAAUUCAAAUCCGGUGCCGAAUUAUUUGCACACACCGCUCUACGACAAUGGAAGCGUGCCCCAAUGCGACGGUACGAACUGUGAGGCUGACUUCCAGCCGAGUGGGUAUGCCGUAGCGCAGUGGAACAAACAUGUGCGACGGCGUUUUCAGGCCUUGCUGAACGCCAUGGCAAACGAGCCUGACGGCGAAAUCUACGGCGUCAACCUUGCCGAGACGGCGAUCAGCGUUGAAGCCUGGCCAAGAACACAACUCGAGCCAGAUCUGAACGCUACCGAGAACCCGAAUCCCCAGACUGGCAAGCAGUUCACCAAAGAAGAGUUUCAGAACUACGCGGUCAACUGCUUGGGGGUGAAUAUCAUUUUCUGGGCCACCUCCACCCCUUGGCUAAACGAGACUCAGCCGAACGGCCGUUGA
This is a messenger RNA of Thyridium curvatum, 840 nucleotides long. RefSeq lists its product as uncharacterized. The record is from RefSeq and is a predicted model, not a curated record. The coding region runs from base 1 to 840 and encodes 279 amino acids. NCBI's taxonomy places the organism in Eukaryota, Fungi, Ascomycota, Sordariomycetes, Thyridiales, Thyridiaceae. The transcript is spliced from 2 exons.